ACGUUUUAUUUUGUGAAUUUUAAGUAACAAAUUUAUUUAUUACUCCUAUUCAUUAUUUGGAAUAAGUUACUCACCUAUUCUUUCCCAUGUUUAAUGAAUUUUGUUCAUUAGUCAUUAUUCUCAAGGCUUGCAUUUGGGGGCAAAUUGAUCCUAUAUGCGCCAAAACUUGAGAGACUUGUACAGUAGCUUUCAGUCGACCCACGUAAAUCUGCAAAACUGCAAUGAGCGUGGAAGCUCUCCUCCGCCGCCUCAACACCUCAUCUCCACCACCACCACCACCACGUUCCGGCCAUGCAUAUCCCUCAAAUCCUCUAUAAAAACAGCCUCCUCCAUUCCCACUUCCUCACCACACACAACAAGAAUCAACUGUUACAUACACACAUAAUAUUUACACGCAACUUAACGAAGCAAUGGCGAAGCUGACAGCUCUGAUCAUCUUAAUCGUGGCCAUCGUGGGCAGCGCUUCGGCCUACAGCUACAGGGGCGACAGGUGCGAGCAGGAAGUGGAGAAGGUGAUGCCGAUGAGCAGCUGCAUGAUGUGGGCGGAGAGCAAGAUGAGGCGGGGGAUCUUCGCCAACCGCGGAUACAAGGAGGAGCACCUGAAGGAGUGCUGCGAGGAGCUGAGGCAGGUGAGCUCCGAGUGCAGAUGCAAAGCGGUGAAGGAGAUGAUGAUGGAGAUGCCACAUAGGCAUGUGCAGAUGCAGAGGAUGAUGUGCUCUCUCCCCACCAAGUGCCAGAUGAGCUCCUGCGCCUGCCCGCGCUUCGCCUACGACGACUAGACACACACACACACAACUCUUUCUCCAUGUCUAAUAAAUGAGCCAUAUAUUGGUUCUCAGCUGUAGAUCUUAGCCCAUCGGCUACCA
Messenger RNA from Salvia splendens (bonfire salvia), 866 nucleotides. RefSeq names its product 2S sulfur-rich seed storage protein 1-like. The transcript has a single exon. NCBI's taxonomy places the organism in Eukaryota, Viridiplantae, Streptophyta, Magnoliopsida, Lamiales, Lamiaceae. The record is from RefSeq and is a predicted model, not a curated record. Bases 411 to 779 code for a protein of 122 amino acids.